AUGUCUGAGGCCCCAGAUCUCCCGCUGUAUGAGGAGACAACGGCACAACACGGUCGCCAUGAGGAACGAUCGAAGCGUUUUCGGUUCAAGUCCAAGAGGGACGAUGAACAUCGCAGCGACAAUGAAUCAAGGGGUCACAAGCGACGGACGGAUCAUGACUCUUCUUAUAGACACAGGAAACGCCACAGGUCGUCGCGGCAUGCCAAAGAUAGGCUGCACUCACGAGAGCCCUCCUUGAAUUAUCUGUCGCCCGAUCAAGCAUUUCGAGAGUCGCUGUUCGACGCUCUCGGAGACGAUGAAGGGGCAGCGUUCUGGGAAGGUUUCUACGGACAGCCUAUACACAAUUAUCCUGACACCUAUCAAGAUGACAAGACCGGGGAGUUGGAACGCAUGACGGACGAGGAAUAUGCACAGUUUGUCCGGCGAAAGAUGUGGGAAAAGAGCUGGGAAGGGAUGGAAGCCGCAAAGGAAGAGAAGAGGCGAGAAAGAGAACGCGACAGACAGAGGAUACGCGACGAAGAAAAGAAAGCCGAGAGUGAGAGUCAGGCCUGGCAGCACGACGACCACAUCUUCAAUACACAGAUCGAAGCCAGUCUUCGACGAGGUGAGAAGCGAAAAGAGCGCAAACGGUGGCAGAACUUGUGGGAAGACUAUCUGCGCCGCUGGGCGGAUCUACAGAAUCUUGCUCAAAAUCGGCAGACGUCUGGGGAUGAUGGCGAGCAGCUCUUCCUCCGCAACAAAAUCGCAUGGCCCGUCGAGUCGGGAAAACGCAAAGACGUGCAGAGGGAGGAAAUUGAACGGUUCAUCAGAAAAGGCACGGCCGCCUAUGAGGUCCCGGAGGGGAAAGAUCCGUUAUUCAGUGCUAUCAAGGCUGAGCGUGUCCGAUGGCACCCGGACAAAAUCCAGCAGCGGUAUGGAUUCAUGGAAAUCGACGACGAUACCCUGAAGGCAGUCACAGCCGUCUUCCAGGUGCUCGAUGCGAUAUGGAACGAGAUUCGAGACAAGGGCGGAUCCUGA
Fonsecaea erecta is the source of this 1017-nucleotide messenger RNA. RefSeq lists its product as hypothetical. Gene Ontology annotation, biological process: canonical NF-kappaB signal transduction. The coding region runs from base 1 to 1017 and encodes 338 amino acids. The record is from RefSeq and is a predicted model, not a curated record. Lineage: Eukaryota; Fungi; Ascomycota; Eurotiomycetes; Chaetothyriales; Herpotrichiellaceae. The transcript has a single exon.